AUGUUUGGAGGAGGUUGUGCUGAGAGGGGGGAACAGACGUCAUUAGCCCGGGUGGAGAUGCCUCUUCUGCUGCUCCUCUAUCUCCCCUCAGCACCUGUUCUGGCUCCAGAUGAGAUCAGGAAGGUGGGGCAGCGGAGGGCAAAGAAAGGAGGGUGUGGAAAGAGGACCUGGGCAGAGGUGAGCUGUGGGUGCUGGGAUGCCUCCUCAUCGAUCCCCUCCUCAGACCAUUUAGCACCUCUGCUGCUCCGCCGGCCGUGGCCACAGCUGCAUGUGUGGUCCGAACUGCCGAGCACCACUGAGCCGGGAGAGGCACAAUAUCUGUCUUGGCAGCAUCCUCCUCACUAA
Messenger RNA from Knipowitschia caucasica, 345 nucleotides. The record is from the annotation of a GenBank genome assembly. NCBI's taxonomy places the organism in Eukaryota, Metazoa, Chordata, Actinopteri, Gobiiformes, Gobiidae.